Messenger RNA from Cajanus cajan (pigeon pea), 863 nucleotides. RefSeq names its product transmembrane emp24 domain-containing protein p24beta3. Lineage: Eukaryota; Viridiplantae; Streptophyta; Magnoliopsida; Fabales; Fabaceae. The record is from RefSeq and is a predicted model, not a curated record.
UAAAGCCAUCAUAAGUUUCAACGUGAUGCAUAAUUCUUGGCUUCUUCCAGAGAGAGAGCUACGUUGUUUUAGGCCAGGAAAUUAAGAGAAUAGCAUUAACAAUCAUAGCAAAGUGGGAAAUGGAUUGGUUUUUAAAGAUUUGCACCAUUGUGAUCUCUUUCCUUAGUUUCAUAAUUUGUCACGGUCAUGCUCUCUCAAUCAGUUUAUACGACGUGGAAUGUGUAUCAGAGCACGUUCUACAUGAUGGUGACACUGUUUCUGGAAAUUUUGUAGUUAUUGAUUAUGAUAUUUUUUGGAGCUCAGACCAUCCUGGAAUUGAUUUCACCGUGACAUCUCCGGGAGGGAAUUUAGUGUACUCUUUGAAGGGAACUUCAGGGGACAAAUUUCAAUUCAAAGCCUCACAUCAAGGAAUAUAUAGAUUUUGCUUUCACAAUCCUGCUUCAACGCCAGAGACAGUAUCUUUCUACAUUCACGUUGGCCACAUCCCAAACGAACAUGACUUAGCUAAAGAUGAACAUUUAGAUCCCGUUAAUGUGAAGAUUGCAGAGUUGAGAGAAGCAUUGGAAUCUAUUAUAUCAGAACAAAAGUACCUGAAGGCACGUGAUAUUAGACACCGACACACUAAUGAAAGUACCAGAAAACGUGUUGUCUUCUACACAAUAUUGGAAUAUGUUUUGUUUGCUGUUACAAGUUUGUUGCAAGUGGUAUACAUUCGACGCCUCUUUAGCAAAUCAUUUGCUUAUAACCGAGUGUAGGCUUCAUAAUAAAUGUUGAUAGAAUUCUUUUAUUUUUAUCUUUUUAAUUCUUCUCACCUACCUUUGUAACUUCUCUAUAAUUAAUAACCUAUUAAUUCUUUAUUUGAA